Molecule: messenger RNA, 2301 nt
Organism: Mollisia scopiformis
Lineage: Eukaryota; Fungi; Ascomycota; Leotiomycetes; Helotiales; Mollisiaceae
Product: putative flavin carrier protein 2
Exons: 1
Coding region: 1-2301 (766 amino acids)
Biological process (GO): fungal-type cell wall biogenesis; transmembrane transport
Source: RefSeq, a predicted model, not a curated record
AUGAGGUUCUCAAUAUUAUCACCCGUCGUCACUUUACUCUCAUUCUCCUCUCUUCUAUCCGGCGUCUCGGCCGUCAAAUUAAUCGAGUCGAAAUCCCUCAAUACCUGCCAAGACAAUUCAAGCUUCACUGCCAGUCUGUUCAAUGUCGUAUUUACCCCGAAUAACAGAACAAUUACCUUCGAUAUCGUCGGUGUAUCUUCGAUUCAAGGAAAUGUCUCGUUUGGAAUCGAGGUUACGGCAUAUGGCUACACGUUCAUCAAGGAAACGCUCGAUCCAUGUAACAUGAACUUGGCAGGAAUGUGCCCCAUGGCAACUGGACAAAUCGAUAUUCAAUCUAACCUUCAGCUCGAUCAAUCGACCGUCGACCAAAUUCCAGGCAUUGCGUAUGGUGUUCCGGACUUGGAUGCCAACGUCAAAGUCGUCAUCAAUGCAACUAGCAAUCCAGACGUCAGUUUGGCCUGUGUUGAGGCGAGCCUUUCGAAUGGACAAACAGUUGAUCAGAAGGGUGUAGGAUGGACUACCGCUGUUAUUGCAGGCAUGGCUCUGGUUGCUUCUGCUGUCACAUCUGGACUUGGACACUCGAACACUGCUGCCCACGUUGCCGCAAAUGCGCUGUCUCUCUUCGGAUAUUUCCAGGCUCAAGCCAUUGUUGGACUUACGUCAGUGCCACUACCACCUAUUGUGCAAUCAUGGACUCAGAACUUCCAAUGGACUAUGGGUAUCAUCGAGGUGGAUUUCAUGCAGAGUAUUGCUACAUGGUACCAAAAGUCAACUGGAGGAACUCCUGCAACUCUUCUCAACAGCCUUACCACGACUUCCGUACAAGUUGAGAAACGAUCCAUCGGUGCUGGAAUUGCCAAACGAUCAAUGGAGAAAACCAUUGAGCUCCUUACUCAUGCUCAUAAACUCAGCAAGCGAGCCGACAGCACCGUCUCUGGAACCUACGUUGUCAAAGGUAUCAAGAGAGUUGCAUUCAGAGCUGCCAUUGAGUCAACCAAUGUAUUCUUGACUGGUCUGGCAUUUUUCUGUAUCUUCAUCGUUUUCACCAUCAUCUUCGUAGCCAUGUUCAAGGGUUUCUGCGAGCUGGCUGUGAGAAUGAGAUGGAUGAAGAACGACAAAUUCCAGGACUUCAGAAAUGGAUGGUUCACCGUGCUCAAGGGUAUCAUGUUCCGCAUGGUUCUCAUUGGUUACCCGCAAAUGACCAUUCUCUGCCUAUGGGAAUUCACUCAGGUCGACUCACCAGCCGAGGUUGUGCUUGCGAUUUUCUUUUUCUUUGGCAUGACUGGAACACUCGCUUGGGCAGCCAUGAAGGUCAUUCGUAUCGCCAAACGCUCAGUAGAUAUGCACAAAAACCCCGCCUACAUUCUCUACUCGGAUCCUUCAUGUCUCAACAAAUGGGGCUUCCUUUACGUUCAAUUCAGAGCUACCGCCUACUACUUCAUCCUUCCAACUCUCGCGUACAUUGUUGUCAAGGGUAUGUUCAUUGCCUUUGGACAGAACGCAGGAACCGUGCAAGCUAUUGCAUUGGUCUUGAUCGAGGCUAUCAUUUUGAUUGGAGCCAGCGUCAUUCGCCCCUGGAUGGACAAGAGCACCAACACUUUCAACAUCGCCAUCUGCGCUGUCAAUUUCUUGAACGCCAUCUUCUUGUUGGUAUUCACUGACGUAUUCAACCAGCCAGGUCUUGUGACUGGUGUUAUGGGUGUCAUUUUCUUCAUCAUCAAUGCAGCAUUCUCCUUGGUCCUUUUGAUUCUGGUAUUGAUUGCUACAAUCUAUGCCUUCAUCAGAAAGAACCCAGACAGCCGAUACCAGCCAAUGAGUGAUGACAGAGCAUCCUUCAUCAAGUCUCAAACCCAGCUUACUACUGAGUUGGAUGCCUUGGGAGCUACUGCGAGAGGCGAUAAAGUUGGUUACAAGCACAACCUUGACUUGGACGAUGACAACGAGUCUUGGUCAUCUGACUCUUUGAGACACCCAGCCAACAUGCCAUUGCCUCCUUCUACUGCCAAUUCCAACAACGCCUACAGAGAUCCACCCCAUUCUCCUGUUGAUCCAUCAGUACCACUCUUCCCAGCAGGAAACCGAGGUCCCCCUCCAAACUACCAGGACAAUCCUCGAAACCUCUACCAAGGCUCAAUCGAGAGUCGACCAAACAGUGAUCUACCGUUGAUCAAUAACAGAUCCAACGCGCCAUCGCCUUCUCCCUACCGAGACAACUCAAGUACGAAUCUAUCGACUGGAGGUCACCGAUCGCAGCAUAACGCGAGUCCUGCAGGUUUUAGAAACCAGAACAAUGCCAGGUAA